Molecule: messenger RNA, 1050 nt
Organism: Phoenix dactylifera (date palm)
Lineage: Eukaryota; Viridiplantae; Streptophyta; Magnoliopsida; Arecales; Arecaceae
Source: RefSeq, a predicted model, not a curated record
AAGUUAGCUAGUGGAAACCUCGGCCUCGGCGGGCGGAAGGGUGCAAUUAAUUAGGGAUUAAGGAUGCGACGCGAAUCGUUUUAGAGUAAUUACCACCCCUUUAAAAUCCCCUCCCUCCCGGCUUCUCCCCUCUCCAACCCAUUUCUCUCCCGCUCUGUCUCUCCGGAUAGCUUUGAGUGUUAUUUCUUCGCCGAUCCCUUAUCCCGAGAGUUCUUUCCUCUGCUUCUUUUUGUCGAAAGAUUGGAGAGGAGAUCUCGCCGGAUACCUCCGGCGAUCGCGAUUGGAGAUGGCGAUCUCGAAUUCUGAGGGGGAUUCAGCUGCAAAAGAAGGGGAAAGGAAGCGGAAGCGGAACGCUGAGGUUCGACCGUCGCCGUCCAAGUGGAGGACCGAGAGCGAGCAGAAGCUCUACUCCUCGAAGCUCCUCGAAGCCCUGCGGCGCGUCCGACGCGGGGCGCCGGCGGAGCCCCCGCGGAGCCGCGCCGUCCGGGAGGCAGCGGACCGCGCGCUGGCGAUGGCCGCGCGUGGCCGGACGCGGUGGAGCCGGGCAAUCCUGUCCACCCGGACGCUCAAGCUCAAGUCGCGCAAGCGGCGGCCCGCCGGCCCCGCCCGGCUCAAGAACCCCUUGGCCGAUGCGGCGGGGAAGAAGACAUCGCCGGUGCUGCAGUGGAAGGCGAGGGUCCUCGGCCGGCUGAUACCGGGUUGCCGGAAGCUCUCCUUCCUGACGCUUCUCGAGGAGGCCUCCGACUACAUCGCCGCUCUCGAGAUGCAGGUCCGCGCUAUGAGCGCCCUCACUGAGAUCCUCUCCUCCUCCUCCUCCUCCUCCUCCGCCUCCGGCGCGCCGCCGUCCGACCAGCUCGGCUCGUCUUAGCCGGUCUGACCUUGCCGCGCCGGCCGCAGGUCCCUUUCCUCCCGCACCCAAUCAACCCUUCUCUUCUCCUCUCUUCUUUCCCCACCUAUUUUUCUCCUUUUAAAAUUCAUGUAAUUUACUGUAAAUUUCUAGCCUUUUCUCUCUUUUUUCCCCAAAAAAAAAAAUCUCCCCGUUUUUUAAAA